AUGGCUCACCAAGUCCCUUUGGAAAAACCCAUCAACCAAAAAACUCCAUCUCUUCCAACCCUACAAGAACCCGAGGAAAUCUCCAAGUCUAACAUCAAUUGCAUGGAGCAAGGCAGCACAUCACCAAAGAGGCAUGAAAAUGAUGGGUCAAGCAGUGAAGAAAUUGCAGUUUUGGAAGGCCAGGCUUCUGCUGCUGGGGAUGUUGUUGUUGUAGAUCACGAACCAAGUAAUGUGGCUGAUGAAGACAGUGGACGUGAGAGGUUGAAAAGGCAUAGGGUUGAGGUGGCUGGCCAGGCUUGGAUACCUGAUAUAUGGGGGCAGGAGGAGUUGCUUCAAGAUUGGAUUGAUUGUUCUGCUUUUGAUGCUUCUUUGUUCCCAAGUGGGAUUAUGUCUGCUCGUUCUGCUUUGAUUGAGGAGGGGAGGAGACAAAACUCAGCCAGAAUAAGAAUAGAAAACAGGUGUUGA
Prunus armeniaca (apricot) is the source of this 465-nucleotide messenger RNA. The record is from the annotation of a GenBank genome assembly. Lineage: Eukaryota; Viridiplantae; Streptophyta; Magnoliopsida; Rosales; Rosaceae.